Electrophorus electricus (electric eel) is the source of this 3448-nucleotide messenger RNA. RefSeq names its product cyclin-dependent kinase-like 5. The record is from RefSeq and is a predicted model, not a curated record. Gene Ontology annotation, cellular component: dendrite cytoplasm; nucleus. Gene Ontology annotation, molecular function: ATP binding; protein kinase activity. Gene Ontology annotation, biological process: positive regulation of axon extension; protein phosphorylation; regulation of dendrite development. Lineage: Eukaryota; Metazoa; Chordata; Actinopteri; Gymnotiformes; Gymnotidae.
CUGCGUGAGGUUUCAAGUGUGCAGCUAUGUAGUCUCAUCCGCAGAGAACUGAGUGGAUACGGACUCCUCUAACCAAAUGAUGAAUGCAAGUACGUGUUUCGCAGAAGAAUGCGGAAUGUACUGUGGCCCGCACUGAUUGGACCACCUGGUGCCAGGCCACCACAUGCCCCCCGGUAACUCGGACUACGACCUCUCACCCCCUCGAGCUCCGCCUCUCUCGGCCAGCGGCCAUUUGUCUUGAUGAGGAACCCUGUCAUCGGUGAUGUGAUGAACAAGUUUGAGGUGCUUGGGAUCGUGGGGGAAGGAGCGUAUGGGGUCGUUCUCAAGUGCAGACAUAAGGACACUAAUGAAAUCGUGGCCAUUAAGAAGUUCAAGGACAGUGAAGAGAAUGAGGAGGUGAAGGAGACGACCCUGCGGGAGCUGAAAAUGCUCCGCACGCUCAAGCAGGAGAACAUUGUGGAGCUGAAGGACGCCUUCCGUCGCCGCGGGAAACUCUACCUGGUGUUUGAGUAUGUGGAGAAGAACAUGCUGGAGUUGCUGGAGGAGCUUCCCAACGGUGUCCCGCCUGACAAAGUGCGCAACUACAUCUACCAGCUGAUCAAGGCCAUCCACUGGUGCCACAAGAAUGACAUCGUGCACAGAGACAUCAAGCCAGAGAACCUCCUCAUCAGCUCUGAAGAUGUGCUCAAGCUGUGCGAUUUCGGUUUUGCACGCGACCUCUCUGAAGGAAAUGAUGCAAAUUACACUGAAUAUGUGGCCACCCGGUGGUAUCGCUCUCCAGAGCUCCUGCUGGGAGCUCCGUAUGGGAAGGCAGUGGACAUGUGGUCUGUGGGGUGCAUUCUGGGAGAGCUGAGCGAUGGACAGCCUUUGUUUCCAGGCGAGAGCGAGAUAGAUCAGCUCUUCACCAUCCAGAAAGUUCUGGGUCCCCUUCCUCCAGAGCAGAUGAAGCUUUUCUACAACAACCCUCGCUUCCAUGGCCUACGGUUCCCCACAGUGAGCCACCCACAGACUCUGGAAAGGAGAUACCUCGGCAUCAUCAACGGCCCCAUGCUGGACCUAAUGAAGAACCUGCUGCUCCUGAACCCGAACGAGCGCUUUCUGACGGAGCAGAGUCUGAACCACCACGCUUUCCAGACCCAGCGGCAGGCCGAGCGCCCCGGCCCGCCCACGCCCACGCCCAUCCGCUCCUCCAAGAGGAAGCCCCACCAUGACAGCAGCGCCCUCAGCAGGAGUCACGGUAGUAAGAGCUCUGGGCACCAUCGUUCCAGCAGCCGGGAUUGCUCGAGCCUGCCGCGCCACAGCCAUGACGACCUGCUCCCGCCCAGCGCCGACGCCUUCCUGAACGGCGCCGGCCCCGCCUCCAGCAGCCUAAGCCCCACCCUGCACCCCAAGACGUACCCGCCCCCGCAGCCCCUCAACCGCUCGGCGUCCUGCGGCAAAGACCUGUCCAACCUGCCGCCCUCUGCCCUCAGCCCCAAGAAGUCCAAAGCGAAAGCGGGCGACUUCGACUUCGGCAAGCCGUCCGACGGCCCCGGGGCAAAGUACCUCAAGUCCAACGCCUCACGUUCCCAGAACCGCCACUCCUUCGUGGAGGGCAAGACCAACACGCUGCAGGGCGAGCGGGAGAAGCUCGCGGGCCGCCACGGCUACGGCGAGUCAGUGGCGGGGUCCUCGGGCGGCAAGGGGUCGUCGUCGUCAUCAUUCCUGAGCCUGUCAAAGAGCCACGGCUCGCUGAGCGACGCCAGGUCGGUCAGCAACCUGAGCGACCCACGCCUCCUGCAGGAUGAGACGCGCUACUUCCCCUCCAGCUGCCUGGACCUGAACGUCGGGCUGAACCUGCCGGCGCCGGGCAGCCCCGCCCUCCGCCACAGCCCCUCGGCCGCCACCGCCGGCCGCGCCAAACCCGAGCGGCAGGACGCCUCGCUCCGCCACCCCGCCUCGCGCCACAAGGGCCAGAUGCCGGACGAGGCCAAGGCGGGCGACGCCCUGGAGCCCGGCGGCGGGCUCUCGGCUGCCUACGACUUCCCUUACGGCGUGGGCUACACCAGCCCCUUCUCCUCGCAGCAGCGCCCCCACAGGCACUCCAUGUACGUGCGGCGGGAGCGCGGGAGACCGCACGGGGCCGAGGCGCAGGGCCUGGCUGUGGGGCAGAGCGUGCCCGCCCGCACCAGCAGUCUCCAGAUGCUUUCGCCGCAGCUGCAGCACCGCACGCUGCCCCGACACGUGGGCAGCUCAGCCUCCCGCGACGACGACCCCGACGACCUCAGGACGGCCAUGUAUCAUGAGCAGCACCCGGAAGAUGGAGGUUCGUCCAAGGAGAACCGCAUGAUCUACAGUGACUCCAUGCCACGCAGGGUUGGGAGCUUCUACAGAGUGCCCUCUCCUAGACCGGAUAACGCUUUCCACGAGAGCAGUGGGCAGACCAUGGGCUCAGGAAUAAACAUGGAGAACAGCAGUCACCCCAAGCGCCAGCCCACAUACGACCCCUGGACGGGGCCCGAGGCACUGGACCUGAGCCCUCCGGAACCAGCCAAAGAGAAGGUGAAGCAGGGCUUCUUCAGAGCAAUAAAGAAGAAGAAGAAGAAAUCUCAGACGGUGGACGCCGGAGAAGUCAGAGGUCCCGUGAUCAAGAAAUCUCUUUUCCCUCUGUUUAACCCAAAGACUAGCUUUAAACAUAGCUCCUCUGAGAGAAUACUCCCCCUAGUGGCCUCACCUAUGGUCCUGAACGAGGGGCCGGACCAGGUGGUGGUGCAGAAGUCGUCAAGGUCGUUUGGACACCAGAGCAGCAGCCGGCACCGCACCCGCAGCCGGGACCGCGAGAGGAGCCGGGAGCGGGAGAGAGAGCAGGAACAGGAGCGGGACAGGGAGGGCGAGUGGCAGGCCGAGCCCCACUCGCAGGUGCUGCAGAGAGAUCAGAACCAACCUCUCAAGUCUCUUCGCCGGCUGCUUCAUCUGUCCUCCUCAUCCAACCAGCCCGCCACACCGGAUCUGCGCUUCCGAGGCCAUGUGGGAGGGGGCGGGGCGGGCGCGUCGCAGUCAAAGGCACGCCAAGCCGCGUAUCCUCUCCCAGGCCAGCUGGAGCCCACCUGGCACGCAGCAGCCCUGGCGCGGGCCGAGGGAAACCCGUACCCAGACCAGCUGGCCUCCAAGGCAGGCCAGAACGGACUCGGCUUCAGCCGCCCCUCCCGCUCACGGAUGCCAAACCUCAACGACCUAAAAGAGACUGCUCUGUAAAUUUGAGGCAGUGAUGGCGGCUUCUGUACCACAGUGCCACCUGGAGGCCUGGAGGAUUGGAGAGUGCACAGUGAAGGGCACUGUUCUUUUGAACACUAGGGGUAGGCCUAGACAUGUCUUAAUGUGUUUUUGUUUUGUUUUUUUUAAAUCAUCCAUAUUUAAUAGAAUUUGUAAUUUUAUUUAUGUACUUACUGUAUUUUUUGUUAUCGAAUAA